Messenger RNA from Tachysurus vachellii, 2601 nucleotides. It is a transcript of the gene rab3db, whose product is annotated as RAB3D, member RAS oncogene family, b. Gene Ontology annotation, molecular function: GTP binding; GTPase activity. Gene Ontology annotation, cellular component: endosome; plasma membrane; synaptic vesicle. The transcript has 5 exons. Lineage: Eukaryota; Metazoa; Chordata; Actinopteri; Siluriformes; Bagridae. Gene Ontology annotation, biological process: protein secretion; regulation of exocytosis; protein localization to plasma membrane. Bases 142 to 813 code for a protein of 223 amino acids. The record is from RefSeq and is a predicted model, not a curated record.
UAUAUCCGGGAGCACUAACGGGGUCCGCGUGCACGACACAACCUUAGCAACGGCAAAGCUCCCUUCCUACUGAGUUGUAAAUAUCCGGUAAGAUCAGCUUCGUGCACGCGCAAAGCGGAUUUUCGCGUUUCUCACUGUGAGAUGGCGACGGUAAGUGACUCGCGCCUGCUUCAGCAGCCCUCUCAGAAGGAUGCAGCUGAUCAGAACUUUGAUUAUAUGUUCAAGCUAUUGAUUAUUGGCAACAGCAGUGUUGGAAAAACCAGCUUCCUGUUCCGUUACGCCGAUGACUCCUUCACCUCGGCCUUCGUCAGCACAGUAGGCAUCGACUUUAAGGUCAAAACUGUCUUCCGCAACAACAAGCGGAUCAAGCUACAGAUCUGGGACACAGCAGGACAGGAGCGCUACCGAACCAUCACUACAGCGUAUUACAGAGGAGCCAUGGGCUUUCUGUUAAUGUAUGACAUCACCAAUCAGGACUCAUUUAAUGCUGUACAGGACUGGGCUACCCAGAUUAAGACAUACUCGUGGGACAAUGCACAAGUCAUUCUGGUGGGGAAUAAGUGUGAUCUAGAGGAUGACCGACUUAUCCCAGCAGAAAAUAGCCAGAGACUAGCUGAUGAACUAGGAUUCCAGUUCUUUGAAGCCAGUGCCAAAGACAACAUCAACGUGAAGCAGGUGUUUGAGCGGUUGGUGGAUGUAAUCUGUGAGAAAAUGAACGAAACUGUGGAGAAUGAUGGUGGUCCACUCAGCAGCCUCAAAGACUCCAACCUGCAGGACUCUUCCCCUGAAGGACAUGGCAGCUGUUCUUGUUAAAAACCAACCCCACACCACCUUACUUCCAUUCCACCCUACAAACUGCACCCUUGUCUUUGUGCCCCUGCAACACACCUGUGUACAGAGACUUCAGUUUAGCAGUCUGACUAAGACUUGCUGUUCUGGAUUGAGACGUGUCUUGAUUUAGAUCCUUUAAGCCAUUCUCACAUUUCUUCAGGUAUAUUUCAAGCCAGUGUUGUAACGCAAAUUUAUUUGGCCGAUGAGGUGAAAGUAUAUAGUCUGCACAGCAGUUCAUUUGUAUAAUAUAUCAUUAAAAAGCACUACUUACUGCUACAGAAAAAGGGGUGUUUUGGGAUUUGGCUAAGGUCAUUGUUGGUGGAAGCAUUUUCUCUGAACCUAAGUGAAGGAACAGUGUACCUUAAAUCAAGUAAAAUAUCCUUGUUGUCUUGUUGCAGCUCAUUUUAACUCCUCUCAUGACUGCAUUAAGAAAUGUACAGGGUGUUAGAGGUCUCUGUGAUAGCAGCUUACAGAGAUAAACAUCUGUCUAUCCACACCCAUCCAUUCAUUCUAGCCCUCACACUCUUUCUUGGUUGUCGCUCCUCUAAAAGAAAGUUUGGGAGAGCACUGUUGCUUUGCCCACAAUGGAUGUGUUUGACACAUGUAAGCCAAUAGCCCCAUUUUUCUACUGCCAAUCUGUACUAGACUUGGACAGCAUACUGUCUGUUUUAUUUAAGUUUAGUUUUUAGAGGAACUGCAUGUCAAUGCACAAAGCAUGAUAAACAAAUAAAGACAAGCGCAAAUUAAAAUUAGAUUAAUGUGACCAUGUUACAUUUCUUGUCAAAUAUUUUUCAUCAUGGGAAUAAUUAAUGUGUUUAUCCUAGUAAAUAUUUAUAGUACAAUGCUGCAUGUGAUUCAUCACAUAAACUUUGAAUUAAAAUUCUGAAACUGUUACACUAAGUAUUAAAUACCUUGAACUCUUCCUGCUUUUGUAUUUUACUUACAAAGCUUACAGUUAAAUAGCAGUUCCUUCUAUUUCAAUAUAAAGCCAGUUUAUCUAUUUAUAUCUAUAUCUAUCUAAGUAUCACAUUAAUUUUCAAUUUGCUGAUGUGAACCGUAUGGACUCAGUAUGCUUUAAGCUUUUAAGUGGUGUUUUUGUGGUGAAAUAAUCACUGCAUUCAGGCACUAGUGCAUAUGAAAGAUCAGAUGUAUAUGCUUAGGGCAUAUGUGGGCUUUAGGGUCAUGUGUUUCACAUGUUUUGCACUUUUCAAACCUUUUCUCUUUCUUUCAUGUGUUCCUAGUGUUUCUUUGUGUAAGAACAUACAAACUAUCUGCAUCAAUAUCACUCUGAAACUGUGUGUUUGAAUCAUUUAGUAAGUGAAAAUGUGUAGAUUGUAUGCACUUGUAUGCAUUAUAUAUUCAGGGUCAGCUCUGAAACCUGCAAUAUGGUAAUGACUCAGGCUCUACUUAUCUUUAUAUUUGUACUAAGCACUCAUGUAAAUAGCUAUCCUUUAGACAGAAUUGGCUUGUAUAAAGUUUUCUGGUAGCAAAAAUUCUUUCCAAGCUUAAAUGACAACCUUGUAAUAUAACCUGGUCAUUGUGAUAACAGAAACAGGACAAAACUCUCUGCAGCAUCUCAUCUAACCUCCACCCCUUCCCUCUUCUUUUUCUCUAUCAUUUGCCAAACAUACAGUUAACUGUUAUGAUCCGUUGGCACCACUCACCAGAGAACUCUGGUCUCAAAUUUUUCUUUAACCUUUUUUUUUUGGCUCUGGAAUGUCUUAUACUGUACAUACUACACCAUUAAUAAAGCUCAUAAUUACUCACAUA